AUGGAAGAAGGCUGGGACUUCGACUCCGCCCCUCCGUCAUUCAAACAAGUCCAACCGAUCCUUCUAACCCUCUUCUCCAUCUCCGGCACAGGCUGGCUCCUAAACUACAUCACGACAAUCCGCACCGCAUACCGCGGCCGCACCCCAGGCGUGUCCCUGGUAGCCCUCACAAACAAUCUAGCGUGGGAACUCGUCUUUGCGAUCCUGCACCCGCCCCCGCUGCCAGUUGCGAAAGUCAUACUGCGUUCGUGGCUGUUUGUUGAUAUCUUUGUUAUAUAUACCACGGCCAAGUUUGCGGGAGCCUCGUCGGUUAACUCGAAGUCUAAGGCACCACUUCUCCAGAGAUAUCUGCACCUCUUUGUGCUCGCCGGGGUCUUGGGGUUCUUCUCUGGCCACUGGGCGCUCUCGGUGCUGCUUAGCCCGAUCAAGGCGUUUUACUGGAGCGGGAUGAUGUGUCUGGUGGUGAUGAGUGGGAGUGCGUUGGGGAUUUUGGUCCAGAGGGGGCACACGCGUGGGAUGUCGUAUGGGAUGUGGCUCUCACGGUUCAUUGGGUCGAUCUUCGCGGUGGCGAGUUUGUUUCUGCGGUCGACGUACUGGCCGCAGGUAUGGGGGUGGUCGGACAAUAUCCUGAUGCGGUGGUUUUCUGGGGCAUUUUUUGUGCUGGAUGCCCUGUAUGGUGUUUGCUUUUGGUAUACGAGGCGGAUUGAACAGAGACAGAGAGAGAAGACGGCGUGA
Messenger RNA from Aspergillus puulaauensis, 735 nucleotides. RefSeq lists its product as uncharacterized. The transcript is spliced from 2 exons. The record is from RefSeq and is a predicted model, not a curated record. Bases 1 to 735 code for a protein of 244 amino acids. Gene Ontology annotation, molecular function: lyase activity. NCBI's taxonomy places the organism in Eukaryota, Fungi, Ascomycota, Eurotiomycetes, Eurotiales, Aspergillaceae.